Messenger RNA from Phlebotomus argentipes, 822 nucleotides. Its product is annotated as C-type lectin 37Db. The transcript is spliced from 2 exons. Gene Ontology annotation, biological process: biological process involved in interspecies interaction between organisms. Gene Ontology annotation, molecular function: carbohydrate binding. Gene Ontology annotation, cellular component: external side of plasma membrane. The record is from RefSeq and is a predicted model, not a curated record. Lineage: Eukaryota; Metazoa; Arthropoda; Insecta; Diptera; Psychodidae. The coding region runs from base 42 to 710 and encodes 222 amino acids.
AGCAGCUUCGUUGCAUCAGUGGUGUUCAUUUGUAGUCAAUCAUGCAGUGGGAAAUAUUGUUGCUGCUCCUCAUCACUCAACUUCCAUCGAUACUCCCAAUUGUGUAUCAAUACAACGUCGUGGGCUCCACAACCAACAAUGCCCGGGUUUAUCAGGUUGGCACGAAGCAAAUCUACGUGAGCAACUGGCGCACCAAUUGGCACCAAGCCUACGGCACCUGCAGAAGCCUGGGCAUGCAGAUGGUCACCAUUGAGAGUGAUGCCGAUAAUCGUAAUCUCUGGGACUUUGUCAAUGCGCAGAAUCUGGGCGAAUGCUGGCUGGGCGGAACGGAUCUCGGGACUGAGGGCAACUGGAAUUGGUUCCCAACCGGGCGUCAGUUUGUGUACACUCGCUGGGCGCCUGGGAAUCCCAACAAUCUCGGUGGACAGCACUGUCUGCAGUUCUGGACGCGCUAUCCCAGCUUCUGGGACGAUGAUCACUGCUGGCGUGAGAAGUUCUUCAUGUGCGAAGCUGUGCAGUGCAGCAAUUCUCCUGUGCAGAUUCAACUGCCAACGAACAUUCAGUACCAAUCCACAGCGCUGCAGCCGCAGCAGUACCAAGUGGCGCCAAAUCCCUACGUGCAAUCCGUUCAGCCCAUCCAAACGGCAGUGCAUCUUCCGACCACAGUUCACGUCCCGUCGCCGGUUAACGGAGUCCUGUAUGUUCACUAGCUCUAGUAGAUCAGGCAAUAAAUUAUUUUAAUGAUGAUUUUGCGCCUUGAGCUUAUCUCGAAAGAUUGUCCUUGUCGGUGAAAGAUUGUGCUCAAGAUCAUAAUCACGCUUG